AUGGAGAGGAAGGAACAAACCAUGACCUUCUACAGUCCUGAGGUCACCAAAAUAAAAGGGGACCGGAAAUACCAAAGGCCUACCCUUCCCACCAACAAGCACUCGAUGCCAGCCCAGAUGCGUCAGCAGUAUGUGGAUCAGGGAUACACCUACACCCGGAUGUUUGGUGGCAGCCUCUCUGGCUUUAGCCUCCUGGUGCUGAUCUGCACAUCUCCCCUGAGCUGGGUGCAAUUCCUGGUGACCAACAAUGGCCUUGAGCUCAACGCAGGACUCUGGACCUUAUGCAACCAUGAGCUGUGCUGGAGCCACGCACCCAAGCCACCCUAUUACCUCCAGUAUUCCAGGGCCUUGUUCAUCAUCUCCAUCCUCUGCAUCCUCACUGGCCUGGCCUUGCUCCUCAGCUCUUGCCGCCCUGCAGAAGGAAUCGUGUCCUCUAAGUUGGAUCUGAAGGUGUCCAUCCUCAGCUUCUGCUCAGCUGUCUGCUUGCUCCUCUGCCUCAACCUGUUUCUGGCCCAGGUGGAAUGGUACACAAAGAGCACCAUGGAGUCAGAGUUCCUGUGGGCCUAUUAUCUUAAUUGGUGCAGUGACGUCUUGUAUAUCUGUGCUGGGAUCAUCUCUUUCCUCAACUACAUAACUUUCCAAUCUCAUCCUCCUGAUGAAAGUGUCAGUAUGAUCCCACAGCAGAAGUCCAGACUGAGCUUCGGUCCAGGGCCGACAAUACCGCCCGCUACAGCUGCAAAGUCAAGUUCUGAGAUUGAACUUCUAAGUUUGGGAGGGAAGAAAGAAGCAAGUGUGAGCAGGGAGAAACAACCAAGGACACAACUGUGA
This is a messenger RNA of Arvicola amphibius (Eurasian water vole), 828 nucleotides long. It is a transcript of the gene Tmem202, whose product is annotated as transmembrane protein 202. Lineage: Eukaryota; Metazoa; Chordata; Mammalia; Rodentia; Cricetidae. The record is from RefSeq and is a predicted model, not a curated record. Bases 1 to 828 code for a protein of 275 amino acids. Gene Ontology annotation, cellular component: plasma membrane. The transcript has 5 exons.